GUUCAGGUGCAGCGUGCGGGGAAUCUGGUGGUUCAGUGCGCGCAAGCUAUAUUUACCGGCAUUUGAUCCUUCAAUCAUCUGGUCCCUGAUCUUCACUGCCCCACAAUGGCGCUUCACCUGCCAGCAGUACCCCCCAUCUUGAAGCCCAUCCAGCAUUUCUUGAAGGUUGCCGCUGAACAUGAGCGGCGGGAUCCAGUUGUUACUUACUGGUGUCGCCUGUAUGCCUUGCAGAAUGGCCUACAGAUUGACAAAUCAGCAGAAUCAUUGGCCAUCCUUCUUCCCCUGAUGGACUGGUUGGAAAAUGCAAAGAAGAGUGGUGCCAGUGAGGAAGCCAUCACCAAUGAUGUAGUGGCCCAGGCCCACAUGGAAAACUGCGGCAACCGACUUUUCCUCUGGGCGGACAAGGAGGACCGUGCUGCCCACUUCAACAAGAACGUGGUCAAGGCGUUCUACACGGCCGGCGUCAUCUAUGACGUGUGCGAGACGUUCGGUGAGCUGUCCGUGGAGGUGCAGGAGCAGCGCAAAUACGCCAAGUGGAAGGCGGCCUACAUUCACAGCUGUCUGAAGAAAGGGGAGACUCCACAGCCCGGCCCGGUCGGAGGCGACGACGAGGAGGAUCUGACGGGAGACGUGUCAAUGCCGGUUCCGCAGCAGCCGCACCAGCCCGGACCGGGUCCCUCGGGGCCCAACGUCAUGGGAUUUCAGCCGCCUCCGCCGGCGGCCAGCCAUCACCAGCCGCCGCCGGCGGCGCCCGCCAGCCCGUACCAGCCAGCCCCAGCCGCGGCCAGCUCGUACCAGCCGCCGGCGCCGGCGCCGGCCGCCAGCAGCGGCUCCUCCGUGUCACUCAAUUUCGACCAGAUCGCCAAGGCGCAGAAGUACAGCAAGCUGGCUUACAGCGCGCUGAACUACGAGGACGUGCCGACGGCCGUCGUCAACCUGCAGAAGGCGCUGCACCUGCUGCAGACCGGCGUCGACGCGUAGGGGCGGCGGGCAGACCGCCGGCCGUGGACAGGUGGGGUGGCGAGCAGGCGGGCCGCGGACACCGGAGCGACUCACGCGGAGAGGUCUGGUGGGACUGCGAUGUGCUGGGACACAUUCCCAGGGUGGAGAUGAGAAACCGGCCGCUGGUGUUGUGUGAACGCUUGUUUUCGCGGAUUUCAUCAGUGUCGUUGUCUUGCACGUUAACUCGCGUUAGCUUUACGGACCUAGUGCGCGAAGCGAAGACUAGUUGCGGCGUCAUACGUAGUCCUUGGGGCAAAUAUCUGCUGGGGGCAUGUCGCGUUAUCUUGUGCAUUAGCUCCUGCUAGCCUCACAGACGUAGCGCGAGAGGUGACGAUGGCUUGCAGUGUCAUACAGCGUCGUGUGUAGUCCCUGGUGGGAGUUGUCUAUUGCAGCGUGGUGCGUUGUCCGGCAUGGAAGGCUUUUAUGGACCUUAUCUAUGUGGGGUUCACUUUGAUCCUACUGUAGACGUGCCAGUGUGAAAUGACACCCUCUUGCUAACUUUUGAUAUAAGAAUGUCCGUGCAACGUGGGCGGUGAAUGGUCCAGACUGGAAUAUCUGAAAUGUCAUUUGCAUAGAAGUUUGCUUCACACUUUGUUGAACAGAGCUGUGUGAACUCACUGCACACGUGAGGGUGCCCCGUGUCAGGCUGUGUGCUUCUCGCCUUCACAUACGCCUGAUUCGGUCGGGCUUGUGUCGAUCAGGUGUUAGGGCGCCUGUUUUUGUUUCCUUCUUCAGUUGAAUACAAGCACAUAGCUCUACAACGGCAAG
This is a messenger RNA of Pollicipes pollicipes, 1770 nucleotides long. RefSeq names its product vacuolar protein sorting-associated protein VTA1 homolog. The record is from RefSeq and is a predicted model, not a curated record. Gene Ontology annotation, cellular component: multivesicular body. The transcript is spliced from 5 exons. Lineage: Eukaryota; Metazoa; Arthropoda; Thecostraca; Pollicipedomorpha; Pollicipedidae. Bases 106 to 981 code for a protein of 291 amino acids. Gene Ontology annotation, biological process: late endosome to vacuole transport via multivesicular body sorting pathway.